UCGUGAACGAGCUUUGCCAAGCUCUUGUUGACGUGUUACUGGGUCUUGUUAUCAAAUGGCCAAAGGGCGAUAGACUGCAGAGUAUCGUUGAUGCCUUUCUAACGACAUGGGGCUUCCCUCAAUGCGCUGGGCCAUUGAUGGCACUCAUAUUCAAAUUGUAGCACCUUCAAAUUCUGCACAAGAUUACUACAAUGGAAAAGGAUUCUACUCUAUUGUUCUCCAAGCUGUUGUUGAUCAUCAAUACAGAUUCACUGACAUUUGCAUAAAGUGGCUAGGUCGAGUCCAUGAUGCAAGAGUUUUGUCAAACUCAGGAGUGUUUGCAAAAGCUGAAGCAGGAAAACUUUUUCCAGAUGGAGGAAAAGAGAUAUGUGGUUGCAAUGUACCAUUCAUGCUUAUUGGUGAUCCAGCAUAUCCACUGUACCAUGGUUGAUGAAGAGGCAUCCUAACGAUGGCAAUCUCAGUCCUGCUCAAAAGAAAUUUAAUUACUACAUAAGUUGAGCAAGGCAAGUCAUGGAGUGUGCAUUUGGCCGUUUAAAAAACAGAUUCAGAUGCCAAUUUAACAAGAAUUAUACAAAUUUAGAUCAUUUGCCUAUGAAAAUUGCAGCAUGUUGUGUUGUACACAAUAUUUGUGAGAGUAGAGCUGACAAACUUUUUGCAGAUUAUGUUGAACUUAUUCCUGAUGAUAAAAUUUCAGAAUUUGUUUUACAGAAUACAGAUGCAAGUGCACAGCAAAUUAGAAAUUCUUUAACUGAGUUUUUGAUAACACAAUAAGCUGAUGAUAGCUAAAUUACUCAUGUUCUUAAAUUAAAUCAAAGUUUGUAA
Xenia sp. Carnegie-2017 is the source of this 822-nucleotide messenger RNA. Its product is annotated as protein ALP1-like. The coding region runs from base 107 to 430 and encodes 107 amino acids. The transcript has 3 exons. The record is from RefSeq and is a predicted model, not a curated record. NCBI's taxonomy places the organism in Eukaryota, Metazoa, Cnidaria, Anthozoa, Malacalcyonacea, Xeniidae.